Molecule: messenger RNA, 1692 nt
Organism: Schistosoma bovis
Lineage: Eukaryota; Metazoa; Platyhelminthes; Trematoda; Strigeidida; Schistosomatidae
Source: the annotation of a GenBank genome assembly
AUGGAGAAAAUUACUCAUGGAGGUUUUACACAAGGUAUACAAACACGUCAAAUAAAUAAUCAACGCUUAAAUAUCGUACCAUUGUUUGCUUCGAAUUUUAACAAUAGUCCAAAAUCUAAAUUUUUAAAGAAUGAGAUAGUUGAUAAAGCAUUAUACUUCUGGCAAAAUGCUCUCAGUGUUAAACGGCCAUCGAACAGAAACCUACUAAUCAGAAGAGAUUGUAUAGAUGAUAGACUUUGGUUCUUUCCCUCCAAAAAUCGAUCGCUUGACACAGUUUGCGAACAUGCUUGUCAUCCGUCAGCUAAAUGUCAUACAAUGCAAGUACCUGAGAACUUUUUACAAGCAUGUAGAACACGAUAUGGAACUACUGGAUCUGAUGGUUCCGGUAUACCAGGCAAUGGAUAUUUAAUGAUUGUUGACGCAUCGCCAGGUGGUUUAUGUAAUGAUAAUUGGUUGUUAGCUUAUGCAAACGCUUGUCAGUUGGAAGGAAACACUGAUCGGCCAAUUCUUGGAUUCAUUAAUUUCUGUCCAAAUCGUUUGGAUGAAAAUUAUCCAAUGAGUAAAGUGUUACUGUAUACAGCAAUUCAUGAAAUGGGACAUGCAUUAGGGUUUAACAGAAAUCUUUACGCUUUUUAUCGUGACGAGCAUGGCAGACCACGAACGCAACGUGAUCCUGUUACAGGAAUGCCAAGUACUCCGAGGGAUGAGUUUGGAGUAUUUGCUCCUAGUAACGAUGUCGUUAAGGAAGUCACUCGCACUUGGAAAUCCACAAAGGUUUCUUUGACACGGAAAAUAGGAGCCUUUGUUCUUCCAAACGUUUUGAAAUUCGCCAGAAGUCAUUUCAACUGCCCGAGUUUAGACGGUGUGGAUCUUGAAAAUGAAGGCAGUAGUGCCACACAUUUAACACAUUUUGAGAAAAGAGUUGUGCAUGAUGAACUUAUGUCAGGAAGUGUUGAACUACCGUCAAUUGUUUCAGGGUUAACAUUAUCAGUUUUCCAAGAUUCUGGGUGGUAUGACGUCAAUCAUAAGAUGGCCGGAAACUGGAAAUGGGGGAAAAAUUUAGGAUGUGAAUUUAUUACAAAAAGUUGUUCUGAAUAUAUGGCCAUAAGAAGAUCCCGAAAAGAACCAACUGGUCCAUGGUGUGAUUACUUUGAUCUGACACGUGCUCAGUGUGUAUCAUAUAACAAUGCAUAUAAUUACUGUAACAUGAAUCUGUAUCAGCAGCGUAUUGAACCAGACAAACAACAUGUAACAAAUCAUCAAGAGCGUGAGUUUUUGGCAGGUGAUAGUAAAUUACAUGAUGGGUGUGCAUUGUUCCAGCCGGUACCAAACAUUAAUGGAACAGGUCAAACAUCAGUUUGCACACAUGAAGAAAAUAAUCAGCGUUUAGGUGUGAACCCUUUAAUGCAACAGUUUGGACCGAGUUCUUUGUGUGUUAAUCAUGGAAAUAAUAAAAGAUGGGUACUAAACACAAACAGAGGUAUUCAGAGUACCGGUGAUAUGGGAGCAUCAUGCCACGUAUACCGAUGUGGUAAUGGAUUAGCGAUUAUGAUAGGACCGAAUACUAUUUCGUGUCCAAAACAGGGAGGAACAGUGGCUUUAAACGUACAAGGCAAUUUAGGAUUGAUCAAAGGUUUUGUCCAGUGUCCACCGUGUAAUGAAGUGUGCAGAGUGAGUCGAAUUAUGUUUUAG